Molecule: messenger RNA, 926 nt
Organism: Paramecium sonneborni
Lineage: Eukaryota; Ciliophora; Oligohymenophorea; Peniculida; Parameciidae
Source: the annotation of a GenBank genome assembly
AUGGAGUAAAAUACAAAAUGUAAUUAAGAAUAUGUAAUUAGAUUAGUUAAUUUUAGUUUAAGAAAUUGAAAUUGAUAUAAAAGAAAAUGGAAGAUAUAAAAGCUGAUUAAAGUCCUAGUGUAAUAAAAUAUAUGAUAAGAAGGAAAAGUAUUGAAGAUAUUCAAGCACCUUUACAUGAUGUCGAAUAUAAUAAUUAACCAAAAUAGAAAUAGUUGUUAUACUUUAAAACAUUCUAAAAAGUUACAAUAGAUCCACAUAUAAAAUUGGAUGAAAUAAAUGAAGAGAAAUGGGCAAUAAUGAAAAAUAAUUAUAAAUCACUAAUAGAGAAAUCUCGUUAAAGCUUAAUAAAAUAAAAUGAAGGUGGUUAGAGUAUAAUCAAUAAUAAGGAACCACGUAAAAUGUAGUUCCUUACUAGAAGAUAAUCUAUAGAAUUUAGAUUACGUGAAAUAGUUACUGUUCCUAGUAAUCAUACAUCUCUUUCACCUUUAAAAUUAACUACUUAAUCUAAUUUAUAACCCAAUAUAUAUCCAACUUAUAAUCGAUUUUAAAAAUAUUAUUAAAAGAUAGGUAUUCCUUCAGAUAGUCCAGUCAAAUUAAAACUUUAAAAAAUUAUAUCUACUCCUAUUCCAUCACAAAAAAAGAAAGAUAAAAGUUCACAUUCAAAUAAUUCAUAAAAUCAUUCUCAAUCUCCUCCUAAAUCUAAGAUUUUGCAUAUUAAAGCUAAUAAUCAUUCAUAAUAUCUUAAAGAAAUCAGAGAUAUUUGUUCUAUUGCAUCUAAUUAUCAUGCUUAAGUUAAAUAAGAUGAAAAAAAUCAAAUUCAACAUACCAGUCAAUAACUUGGUUACAUUUAAGCAGAAUUUAAUAAAUUUCACAAUAUGUUGACAUCUGAUUUAGAAACAGUUGAUUUUAUUAUUGAUUAAAAAUGA